Messenger RNA from Dendronephthya gigantea, 900 nucleotides. Its product is annotated as cartilage intermediate layer protein 1-like. Lineage: Eukaryota; Metazoa; Cnidaria; Anthozoa; Malacalcyonacea; Nephtheidae. The record is from RefSeq and is a predicted model, not a curated record. Bases 132 to 761 code for a protein of 209 amino acids. The transcript has 7 exons.
UAUAGAUAUUAUAUAGCGAGGCCUGACCAAGACAGUUGCUCAUUUUGUGCUGGCGUGAUUGGUAGAAAGCAUAUUUGACAAAAUCUGAAGUUAUAAAAGGAGGCGCUUGUUUACAGUUGUGAACGUUGGAAAUGAAGUUGAUCUUCGGAAUUAUAUUUCUUCUCACUUUUGCACUUUCAGCACAUUCCUUCGCUUAUUGGACACCCUGGCUAGACCGAGAUAACCCAUCUGGAUCAGGAGACUAUGAAUUGUAUACCCAUCUUCCAGGAAGGGCUCGUUGCCGUGCAGGUUUUAAACCAGUUGGAGCAAACUGCCGAGUAAAGGGGAGCAAUAUACCCUGGUAUAGAGCAAACCAAAACAUUUCUCCUUGCAACCAAUGUACACCGAAGGGAUUCGCGUGUGUAAACAAGGUCAACAGUCAAAGCUGUAAAGACUACGAAAUCAGGUUCCUUUGUUACAGACCCGUACGUGUCGUUCAUUAUUGGACACCCUGGCUGGACCGAGAUAACCCAUCGGGAUCAGGAGACUUCGAAUUGUAUGCUAAUUUUGUUGUCAAUGAUCGCAGACCUCCUUGCCGUGCUGGUUAUAAACCAGUUGGAGCAAACUGCCGAGUAAAGGGGAGCAAUAUACCCUGGUAUAGAGCAAAGCAAAAAAUUUCUUCCUGCAACCAGUGUACAUCGAAGGGAUUCGCGUGUGUAAACAGCAACACUCAACGCUGUAAAGACUACGAAAUCCAGUUCCUUUGUUACAAACGUUUUUGAAACACGUGCAGAUAUGAAGUUGCUGGUAAUAGAUGCAAGAUCUAAUGCUUUGCUGAUUGAAAAUUCUGAUACCAUUUUUAAUUGAUUAAUUUCUCUUUGUUGUAUUUUUAAUUCAUCAAACAAUUGUUAAACUGAAUAA